This is a messenger RNA of Calliphora vicina (urban bluebottle blowfly), 3297 nucleotides long. Its product is annotated as glutaredoxin domain-containing cysteine-rich protein CG12206-like. The transcript is spliced from 4 exons. Lineage: Eukaryota; Metazoa; Arthropoda; Insecta; Diptera; Calliphoridae. Gene Ontology annotation, biological process: sensory perception of sound. The coding region runs from base 1 to 3078 and encodes 1025 amino acids. The record is from RefSeq and is a predicted model, not a curated record.
AUGGCCACCAAAACUGUAAUAAAUUGCAUGGAACAUUCUAUAACACAACCCAAUCAAGGAAUCUCAAUAAUAAUUGACCAACAUACGGAUGAUCAACAAGUUUACAAUGCAUCCUCAAAUUCUAAUAUUAUAAAAAUACAACAUUCUAAUGAACAAAGUUUGCAACAACAACAACUACCACAACAACACCAACAAUAUUUCACAUUGAAUAAUAGGAAUAAUAAAAAUAACAAAACGUUAAUUGAUAUUAACCGUAACGAUGAUGAUCUUCAUUAUGAUCCUCAUAGAGUUGUGGCAGCUAAAAAUGAGCAUGUUUUACAAAUAAAUUGUUCAUCAUCUACUUCCAAUGAUAUUUCCAGGGAAAUAAAAGAAAAGUUAGAGAAUACACAAACAGAAGCGAUACAACUGGAAUAUAACGGCGUUUUAACAGAGAGGGGAAAUGAUCGUAAUGACGAUCAUCAUAAUGAAGUUCAGUGUAAUGGAGAGAAGAAAUUCAAUUUAGCAAAAAACGACGACGGCCACAUCAAUGAAGAAGCACAAGAAAUUUUAACCAAAUACUCCACUCCACAGAGAGUAGAGGAAGAUGAAGAAGAAAGUGGCCAAACAGCUAGUCAGCAACAAAAAGCACAACAACAGGUUCACCACAAUGGUAAUGGUAACAGUAAACAUAGAGAAAAUGGUCAAAACUCUACAACUAACCAGCUAAAACUUCAACUCACAACUUCUACUACUACGGCUGAUCGUAAUAAUGAUGAAGAGCACAAAGAUGAUAAUGAAAAACAACCAAAUAACGAUGAUCAUGAUCAUGAUGAUGAUGAUCAUACUAAAACUCAAGAUCAUUAUGAAGUGACUAAUAGAGAAGAUGAUAAUGAUGAUGAUGAUGAUAAUAGCAGUAGUAGCAGUGGUGGUAUUGGUAGUGGUUGUGCUAUUAGUAGUAGUGGUGCUGUUGGUCUGGUUCAGAGAGAAGUUGUAGAUUUUAGUCAUGGUAAACGAUCAUUGAAUGAAGAAAACUCUAACAGUCUUUUAACGAAAGCGGAUGCAUCAACUUGUACUAAGUCAACAACUCUGCUGACCAUAAACGCUCACAAAGUGGCAACACAAAAAAACGAUUUGAAUAAUUUUGAAAAUUUGACAAACGAUAAAAAAAUCAAUCACGUGGUCAAAAUACAAAUCAAACCAAAUAAUAAUAAUAAUAAUAGUGAUUGUAAUACAUUGACGGAAAAACAAAUAACGGUAGUGAAAAUAGAAAAUUUACAAGAAUUUGAAAACGAAACAACCAAACUAAACAACAACAACCACAAAGAAAACUUAGCAAGUGAAAAUAUUGAAAACAAAGAAAAUCAAAAAGAAAACACACUUCACUCGCAGUCACAAUUGAACGACGCAACAACAAUGGUGCAAAAACCGUCGAAUAAUAGUGCCGCCACGGUAACGGUGGUUUCGACUAACAGUAACGCUCACGGUAACGGUAACGCGAAUUUAAAUACGGUCUCUCACACUUCCGGUGCGGUAACGGCGGCCUCGGGCACCACGGUCACCGAAUUAAAUGUCUCAAAUCCCAACAAUUAUUUGUACUACAUGAUGUCCAGCGGCCAAUUUUCACCCUGCGAUACCUUGGAUAGUGGUACCGGCAGUGAUUUGGAAAGCAACGGCCAACAACAACAGUCUUCACCCAAUCUACAAAUAAAGAAAUCAUCCAACUCUUCUUCCUCAUCCACCUCAUCAAGCGUUUCCAACAACUCCUUAGCCCCCAUGGAAUUGCAUUUGAAAACCACAAAAAUACGUGUAAACAACUCCUCCAGCAGCAACUCUUUGGAAAUGCAACAACGUCAGUGCUCUUUCACCGACAGCGAAGAAAGUGAGGCCUCCUCUUUAAGUUGUGACUCUUUGCACUCCAAUGAGUUUCUGCGACAAUCUUCCACUUCGCCCAUACAAUUGCAAAAAACCACAACUGCAAAUGGCCAGUCCAAAAAAAUACAAUCCUUCUUACCCGAUUCCCUGCUCAGGGAAAUUAAAAAUCUGAAAUUCUCCACCAAUGACUAUGAGGCCGAGAAUGAAGAGGAGGAUGAUAUUUUACCCACACUCAAGUCGGAAAUUAAAACGGAUGUCUAUGAACCCUUAAGCAAUCAGGACUACAUCAAGUCCCAUGAAUUCAUACAGUCACGCAAAAAUCUCAAUAAUCUACCCACUACCAUGUCGUCCUCAUUGAAGCGGGCCUCUUUACCCUCCAAAACAUUCGUUUUGAAUACAGAGGAUGGCACUUUCAUUGAUACAAAAAUGAAUUCUAUGCCACGCACUUAUGAGGCCGACAAAUACUAUAAUUUCCAUGUCAAUGAACAUGAUAAUUUCCGGAGUUUUGGCAAUAAUGGUUCCAUGACGGCGGCAACGGCUACGAACGGGGGCAAUGGCAUUGGUGAGUCUUUGAGUAUUGCGGAUUAUGAGACAAAGAGUUUGCAUGAUGAUGUGUUUGCUGGCUAUAGAGAUCUGCGCUGUGUUUCGAAUACAUCGACCAUACGCUCGUCCAAGGGCACGGUACGUGGUGUCAAGAAUCGUGUGCGCAAUGGAAUAGCCACAUUCUUGCAAUUGCAGCAACCAAAUAUUAAGAAUUACAAAGAAAAAGACUCAGGCAAAGUUGUGUUGUAUACAACAAGUAUGGGAAUCAUACGUGAUACUUAUGCAAAAUGUUCAAAUGUUAAGCAAAUCUUAAGAACGCUGCUGGUGAAAUUCGAAGAACGUGAUGUCUUUAUGAGCGUGGAAUAUCAACAAGAAAUCAAAGAACGCAUGCAUUCGGAUAUAAUAAAAGUACCUCAAUUAUAUGUAGAAGGCCAGCAUAUUGGUGAUGCCGAUACAGUAGAACGUCUUAAUGAAUCUGGAGAACUGAGACAGUUAUUAAAACCCUACAAGUCAAUAUCAACAACCUACACCUGUCAAACAUGCGGUGGCUAUCGUUUGUUACCAUGUCCCUCAUGUAAUGGCUCCAAGAAAUCCGUACAUCGAAACCAUUUCACAGCCGAAUUUGUGGCACUCAAGUGCAUGAAUUGUGAUGAGGUGGGCUUGGUAAAAUGUCACAACUGUUAGAAGACCGUCUGUACGUCUGUCUGUCCAGCUGUCUGCUGUUGCAAGAGAGAGAGAUGGAUGGAGUGUUUUGGCAACAGUGACCAACUAAACUGCCACAAAACAAUAGCAUUGUUUACAUUACUGUGACAAUGACAAUGAACAAACUAUAAGAUUGACAGUGUUUAAAAGUGGGUGACAUACAAAAUCCGCGUAAAAUUUUAAAUAACUACCCGUAAUGUG